AUGCCACACCCUACUUACACCAAUAGCCGCGAUGCGCUGAAAAUCGCAGUCCUGGGCGCCGGAGGCGGGAUUGGACAGUCGCUGUCGCUGUUGCUGAAAACCGAACUGCACACCACGUGCGUCGCGGCCGACGCGCGCGUGCACAUCGCGAUGUACGACGUGAACCGCGACGCCGUGGCCGGAGCCGCGACGGACUUGUCACACAUCAACACGGCGGUCUACGUCACGUGGCACGCGCCGGAGGCCGGCUCCGGCCCGGACCCGCUGGCCGCGUGUUUGCGGGGCGCGCAGCUCGUGGUCAUCCCCGCGGGUGUUCCGCGGAAACCCGGCAUGACGCGCGACGAUCUGUUUGCCAUUAACGCGAGCAUCGUGAAGACGCUCUCGCAGGGCAUUGCCGCGCACUGCGACCUGUCACGCACCUUUGUGCUGCUGAUCUCCAACCCGGUCAACUCGCUCGUGCCGGUUCUCGUGGAAACGCUGGUGGUCGCCGGCGGCCACCAGCGUGUGACGCCGCAGACGGUGGCGCGUCGCGUGUUUGGGCUCACGCAGCUGGACGCGGUACGUGCGUCCGCGUUCCUGCACGAAGCUCUAGGGCUCCUCCCGGGCCAAAGCGUGCGCGUGCCCGUAGUGGGCGGCCACUCCGGCCACACCAUUGUGCCAUUGUUCUCGCAGGCCGUGGUCGGCACCGACAAGCUGCAGGAGCGCGUCCGCAGUCUUGGCCCGGAUGUGCUAUCGCAACUGGUGAACCGGGUACAGUUUGGCGGCGACGAGGUGGUGAAGGCCAAAAACGGCGCCGGUAGCGCGACCCUGUCGAUGGCGUACGCCGCAGCGCAGGUGACCCGUGGAUUUGCAGAACUGCUGCUGGGGGUGCGAGAAGAGCUACAGGACACGCUGUACGUGAACGUGGGCGCGUUUGCGUUUGGCGAACAGGUUACACAACUGACACAGGGACUGCCCUACGUGUCGCUGCCACUGGCGAUCUCGCGAGACGGCCUGCAAGCGGUAGACACGCAGUGGGCGCAGAAAUUGGCGCCCGAGGAGCGGAAACUAUGGGCUGUUUGCAUACAGGAGUUGCAGACCGCAGUGCCCCAGCACCAGGAGCAGCAAUCGUAG
Messenger RNA from Lachancea meyersii CBS 8951, 1113 nucleotides. NCBI's taxonomy places the organism in Eukaryota, Fungi, Ascomycota, Saccharomycetes, Saccharomycetales, Saccharomycetaceae. The record is from the annotation of a GenBank genome assembly.